Staurois parvus is the source of this 303-nucleotide messenger RNA. The record is from the annotation of a GenBank genome assembly. Lineage: Eukaryota; Metazoa; Chordata; Amphibia; Anura; Ranidae.
GCACACUGGUGGGUGGGCACAGGUGGGUGGGCACAGGUGGGUGGCACUGGUGGGCAAGGUGGGUGGGCACAGGUGGGUGGCACUUCUGGGCACAGGUGUGUGUCACUGCAGAGUGGCAAUGGGUGCACUGCUGGGCACAGGUGGGUGAUCUGCUGGGCACAGGUGGGCGGAGCUAGUGGGCGCACUGCUGGGCACAGGUGGGUGGCACUGCUGGGCACCGAUCAUCAGGGCACUGAUCAUGUCCUGAUGAUCGCGUGUCAUUGGACACCGCUGAUCACGUGGUAAAAGGCCGCUGGGAUCGGC